Molecule: messenger RNA, 1391 nt
Organism: Lepisosteus oculatus (spotted gar)
Lineage: Eukaryota; Metazoa; Chordata; Actinopteri; Semionotiformes; Lepisosteidae
Source: RefSeq, a predicted model, not a curated record
UGCAAGCAUAAAUUGCAGGAAACAAAUCUUGUACUUCCUCCAUAACUGUUUCUUUAUGACCAGCAUUAUUUCUGCUACUACACCGAAAACCAAAACUACUAUUAUUUAAACCUAUUUCUUUCAGAGAUUUCUCUUUGGUGAAAGUGGAGAAAAAGACAAUGUUUUUGAUAUAUAUACAGUGAGUUCCAAAGAGUUCUGGAAAAAUAAACAAGGAAGAUCUACAAUCCUGGAUCUCAACAACACUGAAAUACCUUUACUUCAAGAACACAUCAAGGAGCUGUACGUGACACACUGUGAGAAAGCUGCCAGGGACUAUGUGUCAGAUGUCUCUGGGAUUGUUUCAUAUCUGCAUUUGGCAAAGGAGAAACGCAGCAGAAAGAAUGAAGAUGAUAAACUGUUCAAACUGCUAAGCAAGAACCUGGAGAAGAUGUGUGACACCCUGAAAAAGUUUUUAAACACUUCUUACAGUGAUCUUGGGAAGUACUUACAGGAAGGAGCACAACUAGCAGAAAAAAAUUGCGUGAAGACUGCCAAUAACGAAGUCCUGGAGCCACAACAGAAAGACCCCAGAGGUUAUCACAAGACUCUCAAAGCUUUAUGCACAAAUGCUGGAAGUUUCAGAUCUGCCAGUGGAAAUAUUGUUGAUCUGAACUACACUCUGUCAAAACCUAUGUAUGAGAAGGUAAAUCACAUCUUUAUUAGCACCUUCAGAUUUGACAGAGGCACACGAAAAUCAAUCAAGGGAAACCUUGACAGUUUCCAGUGUGACUUUGUCUCAAGUGAAUGGCUGAAGCAUCACAAGAAUUCUCCAACUUACCUACGUCUGGUGUGCAUUAAGACUGAGUUGAGACAUUUACUGAGUGACUUGGAAAAGAUUAUUCUUAAUAAGAAGAAAAACAUCUAUAAUUCCCUGAGUGAUUCAGUCAAGAAUGCCAUGCUUUCAGCUUACCAAGAGGGAGCACUCAUUACUGGAACCUUUACUUUAUCAAAGAUUAAAGCAGUUCUUGAAACCCAGAUUGAGUCACUGAAAACAUGCAUGUUUCAGGAAGCAAAGACAGAGAUGCUGAGGCAGUUUAAUGACAUGAAGGAGAUAAUUGUAAACAGACUGCAGAAUGAAAUGAGUACUUCACUUACUCUGUAUCUAAGACAAAUUCCAGGAGAUAUUUCUUUCCCAGAUGUUGCAGAAGAGUUUGAGAGGAUGAAGGAGUCCUGUAAAGCUUUGAACCUGCAGAUUUUUACAUAGAAAUCAUACCCCUGGAAGAAGACCAAUGAACAUGUGUUGUGUCCCAUGACUGCAGGACACAGAGCAGUGCUCUCUGUAUUUUUCAUUUAAUAAUAAUUGCUUACACUUAUAUAGGGCUUUUCAGACACUCCAAUCAAAGCUUUACAGG